Messenger RNA from Drosophila serrata, 5403 nucleotides. RefSeq names its product splicing regulator muscleblind (gene mbl). Gene Ontology annotation, cellular component: nucleoplasm; cytoplasm; nucleus. Gene Ontology annotation, biological process: regulation of RNA splicing. The record is from RefSeq and is a predicted model, not a curated record. NCBI's taxonomy places the organism in Eukaryota, Metazoa, Arthropoda, Insecta, Diptera, Drosophilidae. Gene Ontology annotation, molecular function: metal ion binding; sequence-specific DNA binding; RNA binding.
UACACCAACACACACACAUAUAUAUAUAUAUAGAUAUAUUUGAAUAAGCGUUCGAUUUGAAUCAAAAUUAUAUAGCCCAAGCUAUCAGCUAUCCCCACAAGCUUUGUACUCCACAAAACAAGAAAAACUAAAGCGCUAAAGAACUAUUAAAAGAAAACCAACUGAAAUUCAUACCAUCUACUAUAUAGAUCUAUAUGCUAUAUGUAUACACAUAAAUAGGUGCUGAUCUGUGCUCUUGAUUUUUAGUGAUUUUUGUGUGUGCGUGACGCGAGAGGAGCAAUUAAGAAACAAAAAAAAGAAAUCUAGUCGCUAGGCUAUAUAAAAAACUCCAGCUAACCCAGAUCCGUAACCAGUUAUAUAUAUAGUUAUAUAAUAUAUAACCCCAAAUAAGAAAUAAAACAAAAACACGAUGGCCAACGUUGUCAAUAUGAACAGCCUGCUCAACGGCAAGGACUCGCGCUGGCUGCAACUGGAAGUCUGUCGGGAGUUUCAGCGGAACAAAUGUUCGCGCCAGGAUACCGAAUGCAAAUUCGCCCAUCCCCCGGCCAAUGUGGAGGUGCAGAACGGCAAGGUCACCGCCUGUUACGACAGCAUCAAGGGCCGCUGUAAUCGUGAUAAACCGCCGUGCAAAUAUUUUCAUCCACCACAGCAUCUGAAGGAUCAGUUAUUGAUAAAUGGACGCAAUCAUCUGGCCCUGAAGAAUGCACUGAUGCAACAGAUGGGAAUAGCGCCUGGCCAGCCGGUCAUAUCGGGCCAAGUGCCAGCCGUGGCCACAAAUCCCUAUCUGACUGGCAUUCCGGCCAACUCUUAUAGUCCGUAUUACACAACGGGUCAUUUGGUGCCCACCUUGCUGGGUCCUGAUCCCACGGCCGUGGCCUCUCAGCUGGGACCGGUGGUGCCACAGACAGUGCAGGUGGCACAGCAGAAAAUACCACGUUCCGACAGAUUAGAGGUGUGCCGCGAAUUCCUACGCGGCGCCUGCAAGCGGGCGGAGUCCGAGUGCCGGUUUGCCCAUCCGCAGGAGAGCGUCGCCAGGCACGACGAUGGCUCCAUCACGGUUUGCAUGGACGCCGUGAAGGGCAGGUGCGCACGCGAACCCUGCCGCUACUUCCAUCCCCUGCACCUACAGGCACAAUUAAAAGCGGCCCAAACACGCGCCACCGCUGUCGCUGCUGCAGCUGCGACCUCACCUGUUACGGCACACCAUCACCAGCAACAACAACAAUUGCAACACCAGCUGAACAACAUCAACAACAACAGCAACGCUGGCGCAGCAGCAACAUCGACAACAGCAACAACAACCACAAACAACGCCGCUGCCGCUGCCGCCGCCGCUGCUGCAGCCGCUGCCGCCGCUGUCAUGGGCCAUCACACACUGGAAGUGGGCAAGAAGCGGGCGGCGGACACAACCGACAUGUUCCCACUGCAAUUCUCUGGCAUGGUUCCGUUCAAACGUCCAGCUGCCGAAAAGUCUGGCAUUCCAGUUUAUCAGCCCGGUGCGACCGCCUAUCAGCAGUUAAUGCAGCCCUAUGUGCCAGUCUCAUGUGAGUAUCCCCAACAACAACAACAACCACAACAACAACAACAACAACUACAUCAACAACAACUACUACAACAACAACAACAACUACUACAAUUAAGUAGCGCCAUAACAACAACAACUACAACAGCAACAGCCAGUAAUAAUAUGAUUAAUAAUAUUAAUAAUAAAAGUACCAUAAACGCUGUAAUUGCUAAUAAUACCAAUAUAAUACCAUUAUCAUCAUCGACAACAACAACAACAGCAACAACAACAACAUCAGCAUUAUCAUCUGCUAAAGCAAGUACUAAUAACAAUGAUAGUGAUCAGGAUCACGAUCAAGAUAAUCACCAAGAUGAUGGCGAUCAGAAUACCGAUCAGGCAGGUCCUGCGGCCACCUCCGCCCCGGUUGAUGGUGAAUCCAGCGAUAAUGCGGAUCGCAGCGAUGCCAUUAAUCAAGACAAUGACCAUAAUCCGAAUCAGAUUUCAAAUCCAAGUCCCCCAAUAAUAACUGAUUGUAAUGAAACAACACGAACAAUCACACCAAUAACCACAGACACGGCAACAGUAGCAACAGCAGAAGCAGCACAAGACACUGGUGUUCCUGCCGCCUCGGUUACGCCACCGAAUGAGGCAACAUCGCCACAUCCCAAUUCGGGCAUCCACUCUGUACCAACUGCCGAUAGCCUUCUGCCUUUGCCCAAUGGCGACAAUAACAAUUACUUGUCCUAUAUCAAUAACAAUCUGACCAAUGGCCAGCUCAAGUCGGCCCAUUCCGACGAGGCUAAUGGCGAUGCAGACAGCAGCAGCAGCAGCAAUCUAGCAGCAGCAGUCAGUCGGGGUUAUAGCAAGCAUAAUGGGGAGACCUUAUCCUAUCAGCGUUACUCGGUGAAUGGUCAUAGCACUGGCAUCCUGCCCACGCCCACCACCUCUGCUCCAGCGGUGUCCUACCAAAAUCAGGCUCAGAUUCAGGCUCAGGUCAGCCAGGCUCAAGCCCAAGCUCAGGUUCAGGCUCAAGCUCAAGCUCAAGCUCAGGCUCAAGCUCAGCAAGCUCAGGCUAACAUGCAGCGUCUUAACUACGCUUAUAGCUAUAACAACCUGUAUAAUCCCUAUGGCGGUGUAACCUCCUCCAUGGUGAACAUCACCAGCUCCAGUCCCUCCUAUGCCCAGGCCCAGAUGCAACAGCAGCAACACCAGCAGGUGCAGCAGCAGCAGCAGCAACAAGUGCAGGCCCAGGUCCAGGCCCAGGCCCAGGCUCAGGCCGCCUAUGCCCAACCCUAUGCCGCCUAUGCUGCAGCUGCGGGACUAGCUCCCCAAGCCACUGCCGGUGCCAGUGGUUACUAUACCGAUCCUGCUGCUCUGGCCAAGGAGGUGGCCCAAAAGAACUAUGCCCUCAAGGUGGCCAGCGCGGCCUCUAAGCCGGGAGCCUCUUCAGCGGCGGCUGCCUACACGGGAUUAACCCUAAACAAAAGCUAUGUGGCUGCAGCAGCUGCGCAGCCAGUUCAAGCACCACAACAGCAGGCAGUGUCCAUGGCAACCCUGAUCCAAAUGCAGGCUCAAGCUCGCCAGGCUCAGGCUCAGGCCCAAGCCCAGGCCCAGUUGCGUCAAAUGACCAGCUCUGGACUGUCCACUCCCGUGCCUGGAACACCCGUUCGGUCGCCAGCCGCUGGAGCCAGUUCUGUGAGUCAGUAUCAAUCUGCUGCCCUGCUAAGGGCACCCACGUCCAUGCCAUAUGCCCAGGCUCAGGGAUAUUUCUAUCCGGGAAUGAUGCCCACUGCGGCCUAUGCCAUGCCACCGACUCAGGCAGCGGCAGCACAGCAAUAUGCAGCAGCUGCUGCUGCGGCUGCUGCAGCAGCAGCCGCCCAAGGAGGCAGCCAGGGGAGUGCCAUGGUACUGAAUCCCUAUAAGAAGAUGAAGACAUCCUAGGAAGUGUUUUUGUAAUCUAGGUCCACAAAAAAAGAAUUGUACUUAAGACACCAAAACCAUCCAGAGAUGGGAAAGUCACACUUAAUUAGAUUUAACAACUCGAAGAUGACGUAAUAUUAUGUGCCUCAGUUUUUCUCGGAAAUGGUAUAGUUUCUAUACCAUAGAACCACCACAGAGAAAAGUGUUUUUUUAGACCUUAGUUGUACCAUAGGCCUCAUAGCGUUAGGAACGUACGAAACCAACCAUGACACGAUAACUAUGGGAUCGAAGAUCCUUUGCAAUAAGCUGCUAACAAAUACUAACCACAAAUGCCCUAAACUUGCUGAUAAACCGACAGAAUUGAUGAUAGAUUUCUUUGCCAUUAAGUUAAUCGAAAAAAACGAAAUAUAACCUCAAUGUGACUCAAAAGUGUUGCCAUUUUUGCACGAAAAACGAAACGAGAAAAACGAAGCUUUCAAAGCGCACGCGAAAGGAGGAAAGAGAAGCAAAUGUUAGAUGUUAGUACUACUUAAGUUCCUUUUUUCGGAUAGCACUUAGUCAACUUUAGUAUAUAGCAAUUGAUAAAUUAUAGACGAGGGCGGGAAUAGCGGGAGCCGAAGACACAACGAAGAACUGUGAUAGGGAAUAAGCUUUUUGCGAACGAAAUGUUGAUGCUGGGUACAGUUGUGUAUGCUAGUUUGCUGCCUGCAUAUGCUUGUCUGCCAUAUCGCCGUCCCUGUUAACCGAAAUUUGCAUAGCCGUCUCUCUCUCUCUCUAUUGCUCCCGCUCAUCAUCCAUUUUCCCGCGCUCUCUAUCUGUCUCUCUCUUUGUAUAACUCUAUCGCUGUCUCUGUUUCCUAAAAUCUAGCUAGCUAGCUAGCGUGAAUGCUGUUGUAAUUGUUAAAAAAAAAAUUGUUGAGCAACGAGAAAUGCGUAACGAAUAAUGUCUAGUUUAUAUAGAAUAACUUAUACGAUAUAUACAUAUAUAUAUACCUAGCUGUACGUGCUGUAUGCUGCUAUCCCAUAAACGAUAUACGAUAUAUAUACACCCACCCACAGACACUCUCACACACACACACACACUAUGUACUCUAACACACAUUCAUCCUCCACACACCGCCUACAGAGAAAAGGCAUAAACAUGACCAGGAUCGAUCUGUAAAUCGUAUGUCUAGCUUACUAAUCAGAUAUAUUACAGUACAGUCACCACUCACGAUCACGUCUCUCUAUCCGUUUCACUCUAACACACUCAAGACACCCAAAAACACCCGUACACCCGUACACCUUUUCAGACUGUUAAGCCAGCUAAAUUGAUUUAUGUUAAUCUUCUGUUAUCUCGAGAUUUGUUGACCAAGAACUAUGUAAAACCUUUUGAUUUUUAACGACCUCUCUCUAUCUCUGUCUAUAUAUCUUAUCAAUCAACCCUCUGUCAAUCUUCAUCUGUCACCCAAAUCUAUCCCGCCUAUCCACCCCUUUCAAUGUAUUAUAUAUUGUUUCCUUUUUGUAACCGAAUUGUUAAACAAAUAAUAAAAUCAUUGACAAACAGAACUAAGUUUUUAAUGUUAGAUCUCGUGUGAUUAUCAUCCGUUUUUUUCCUUACGUUCUUUUCUAUGUAUUUCUUACGUUGAUAUUUAUAUACUUAAAUAUAUAUAUGUUUUAUGUACUUAUACACCAAGUUUUUAGUGUAGUUUAUUAUAUAAUUUUGGACGUGUGUUCCCUGUUUUAAAUGAUAUAAAUGAUUGAUUGCGAAGGAAGCAACCGGAGAUAAAAUUUUGCCACUGACUUGCGCACUUUAAGUUUUAGAGUCUCUUCCUGCCCGCCUACCCCGCCUACACCCCGCACCCGCAAAAAUACCUCAAUCCAUAUCCGAGAAUCCAAUCCUAUUCAUCUUACAUUAUUAUUCGAUAUAUACAUAAUCUCUGUAAAAUUGUUUUUAAUUAAAGUACUUCUAAUGUCUUACAAGAUUUGAUGUUUGCCACU